Molecule: messenger RNA, 1170 nt
Organism: Fibroporia radiculosa
Lineage: Eukaryota; Fungi; Basidiomycota; Agaricomycetes; Polyporales; Fibroporiaceae
Exons: 5
Coding region: 1-1170 (389 amino acids)
Source: RefSeq, a predicted model, not a curated record
AUGUCCACCGGCUUUAUCUCCACAACUGCGGCAAUAGGCACUGCAUCGUCGAGUUUGAUAACCUCAGUCAUUUCUUCGAUUUCAUCAGCCCCCUCGACAUCUGUCUCGCCGAGUGUUUCCUGGGGUCUUGUCACUAUACCCAUCUCUGUCUCCCCAACCAACGUCGCUACAUCUACUCCCGGAUUCGAUGGAAGCUACGAAUAUGUCACCUCCGCCGAGCAACUGUCGUUCAACCGCUCCAUCAACGCUGGCGUUUAUAUUGCUGCCAUUGCUUGGGGUACCGUACCACAUUCCUCUGCUCCGAUCUGGAAGUAUCGGCCUGAAGGCAAUGCUCGUUGGGCGUGGCUGUCCUUCGUCUACGCACUCUGGGCCAUGGCUCUCGUCAACAUUGCUUGUAACAUCGAGUUCAACGACUGGGCAUGGAUUGAAAACACUGGCUUCAAUGGCGGCGCAUUUGCGUAUAUCACGAAAUUCCAGAACUCAUCACUCAACCUUACGGCGGUAGCGACUGGGGUCAUUAACCUCGUUCUCGCCGAUACCUUCUUGCUGCAUCGUGUUCAUGUCCUUUGGCGCAGAUGGUAUAUAUUAACAGCAAUGGGUAUACUGCUUUUGGUGACGACGGCUUUCGCCAUCGUGCAGUGCUAUUCCGUUUCAAGUGCAGACAACAGUUUCUGGACUGGUCCCGUAUUCGGCAGCCCUCUCAUCUAUACAAUCCUUGCCAUGAGCUUACAUACGCUCUUCACCAUCCUUCUCUUCACUCGUGCUGUGCAACUAGGACAUGAACUCCCGGAUGACGUUACCGGGCAGAACAGAACAUACUCCUACGGCAUCAAAGCACUCAUCGUGGAAUCGGCGCUGCCCUAUGGCUUCGUCUCGUUGCUCGUGAUGAUACUAGCCUGUUCCCACAGCACUGGGGCAAAUGUAUUUGUCCCCCUCCUCGUGCAACUGCAGGGAAUCGUGUCGGACUUGAUUGUCAUGCGCGUAGUGCAAGGACAUGCGUGGUCACUAUCCAUGUUCGACGACAUCGCCUCGAAACAGGGCAGAUUGCCCACUAUUUCCGGUCAGACUAUUAUUGUGGUUACACCAGGUGGUGUACCUGUUCCUGUGCCAACUCUGGAGAAGGACGGAACGAUGAUUUCAGAAAAAGACACAGGAGAUUAUUUAGCCUGA